GUUGCAACCUCAAGAUAUCCAAGGCAUACGAAUACAAGUGAAUAUUCUAACUUGGCUACUGGAUGCCAAUGCCCAGUGAUGCGGCUCUGCUCUGGACUGGGGAAAAGAACAUGGAAACUUUCAUCAUCAAGGCUAGUGGCACCGAAUAAGUUUUCUGAGUACCUAAUUUUGCGGUGCAAGGUGAGACCACCAUGUAUCUUUGGAAGCCAUAAUCACUUACUGCAUGCCAUAAUUAACCAGGGCCUCCAGGUCCCAAAGCAUGGUGAUCAUGUUGGGGAUUCAAAUUGGAGACAAGGGGCCUCCAAUGAUAUCUCGAGGGCUUACACUACCCAAUUUUGGUUUCAUCUCAUGUGUGCUCCAAACGGACCUGUAGCAUUGCUGCAGCUCAGAUGUUUACCGCACAUGAAUGUUUAGUUGUCGGUGAGAUGAACAAGGUAUCCGAAAAGGACAUCCUGUUAUACGUACAGAACCUGAAUGCAAGGUAGGUACGGAUACUCCAACGGGAACUCGAGCUGCAUGUUCUGCGGUCCUCGACUCCUUGAGUGGUGGUUACCAUGCACGGUGCCUGCCUCGACUUACAGCUUCCUUGUUGGUAAAGCUCCGGUCCUCC
This is a messenger RNA of Colletotrichum godetiae, 610 nucleotides long. RefSeq lists its product as uncharacterized. Bases 79 to 414 code for a protein of 111 amino acids. The record is from RefSeq and is a predicted model, not a curated record. The transcript is spliced from 2 exons. Lineage: Eukaryota; Fungi; Ascomycota; Sordariomycetes; Glomerellales; Glomerellaceae.